This is a messenger RNA of Frankliniella occidentalis (western flower thrips), 480 nucleotides long. Its product is annotated as zinc finger protein 271-like. The transcript has a single exon. The coding region runs from base 1 to 480 and encodes 159 amino acids. Gene Ontology annotation, biological process: regulation of transcription by RNA polymerase II. Gene Ontology annotation, molecular function: DNA-binding transcription factor activity; RNA polymerase II cis-regulatory region sequence-specific DNA binding. The record is from RefSeq and is a predicted model, not a curated record. NCBI's taxonomy places the organism in Eukaryota, Metazoa, Arthropoda, Insecta, Thysanoptera, Thripidae.
AUGGUGGCUGGCAUCUUCCCGCUUGCUACGGAGCCAUCCGUAAAGGAGGCGGACCUUGAUGAAGUGGGCGAGUCCUUCGACCUGGUGGUUACUGGCUGCUUUUCGCCCUGUGGCCUGCAGGAGAAAGAGGACAGCGCGAGCUGCCUUAGUCGUGACGAAGAAACAGACAAGAUGCGCCACGAAAGUGGCCUGCAGAGUAACUUCCGCGCGCACCUUGCAGAAUACCUUAAGUGUGCAUUUUGCUUUAAAGCGUUUCAUUCUAAAAGAGACCUCGCAAGGCAUCUUCGUGUGCAUACUGGCGAGAGGCCUUUUAAGUGUGAUAACUGUAUGGCACGAUUUGCUCGCAAAGAUAAAUUAGUCAACCACAUGCGCACCCACACUGGUGAGAAGCCAUUUGAAUGUGAUGUGUGUAAGAGACGUUUUGCUCGCAAAGAUGAUUUAGUUGUACAUAUUCGUAUCCACACUGGUCAGAAGCAAUAA